AUGAGAACCAGUGUAUCUUCGCCAGAUGAGGUUACACCACAAAUAGCAGAUACCGUGCUAAAUUCCAGGAAUGUUAUGAUAUCUCUUGGGAACGCAAGCGUUCUUCGUCAGUACUACGGAAAGGUUUUCGAAAAUCUACAACAGCGGAAUUGCAGAGUUCUUGCAAAAGUGUAUGUCAGGCUUGUCGAGCCGCGGAAACAGGUCAAAUUUCCCUACAAUGGCCGAAAGAACUUCGCAGGGAUAACAUACCAAUGCAGUUCAGAUGAGGCUAAACCGCCCUGGUGGCCGCUUGAAGUGAGACAUCGAGAGCCAGAUCAUCUGUACAAAGCUGAACGAAUCGAGCUUCUCGUUCAUAUUCUCUGUGAAUUACGCGCCAGCCACGGAGUUACUGCGCGCAGAUUGAGAGCGGCAGAUGAGAGCAUACGACGACAGAUAUAUCCAACCGAUCGAAUAAAUCUACUUGAUGAACUAUACUAUGUGCGAGAGAAGGAAGAGAAACUUCUCGAUGGUUCUAUCAACGUGAACACAAGAGUUUCGAUUUCGCGCGACAACGUGCCAAACGACUUGGAACUUGCCAUCUUUCAAAAUCCCAUUGGCGUAAGACGCUCUCCACGCAGCCAGAUGUCUGAAGCACAGCCGAUACCUCAAGAUCCUCUCCUGCUCAGCGGGCCAAUUAGAGAGGUUUCACACAUUGUGCCACUCGGUUCUGGUGCGCCCGAUAGCGAAACAACAUGGUCUCCUCACCAGAUGUCCUUCGCUAGUCCUCAGUCUGUUUCAACUUCCACGUCUGUAUUCCCUUCAGAUUUCGAGUACGGCAAUCAGUCUUAG
Messenger RNA from Penicillium canescens, 828 nucleotides. Its product is annotated as DUF2841 domain-containing protein. The coding region runs from base 1 to 828 and encodes 275 amino acids. The transcript is spliced from 3 exons. Lineage: Eukaryota; Fungi; Ascomycota; Eurotiomycetes; Eurotiales; Aspergillaceae. The record is from RefSeq and is a predicted model, not a curated record.